This is a messenger RNA of Diatraea saccharalis (sugarcane borer), 1178 nucleotides long. The record is from the annotation of a GenBank genome assembly. NCBI's taxonomy places the organism in Eukaryota, Metazoa, Arthropoda, Insecta, Lepidoptera, Crambidae.
UAGAUAAUUCAACUUCUGAAUUAAUUGCACUCGAUUCUUAAAAACUUUUUCAACAGUUUCUAAAAAUCGUAAAUUUCCCUUUUGAAUUUGUUAUAUUAAUCUUAUCACACGCCCGUUAUCAUGCUUAUUUCAUCUAAAUUAGUGCCGAAAAUAAAUAAUAUCUCACCAUUUUACCUGAGUACUAGAGAUCUACAUAAUAAGAGAUUAAAAGGAAAAGUGGCAAUUGUAACAGCAUCCACUGACGGAAUUGGAUAUGCUAUUGCUAAGAGACUUGGAGAUGAAGGAGCAUCUGUAAUAGUAAGCAGUAGAAAAGAAGAAAAUGUCAACAAAACAGUUUCUACUCUCAAAAAUGAUGGCAUCAGUGUGGAAGGUGUUGUUUGCCAUGUAGCUAACAAAGAUCACCGAAAGAAGUUGUUUGACAUGGCAGUCAACAAAUUUGGCGGUUUGGACAUCCUUAUAUCAAAUGCUGCUGUAAAUCCAACUGUCGCAACAACGCUUGAAACACCCGAGGAAGCGUGGGAUAAAAUAUUUGAUGUAAAUGUAAAAGCGUCAUGGCUGCUCGCAAAAGAAGCAUACCCUGAAUUAAAAAAGAGAGGGGGCGGAAGCAUUGUCUUUAUUUCUUCUAUAGCUGCUUACCAACCGAUUUUUCCUUUGGGACCUUACGGAGUAAGUAAGACGGCAUUGCUGGGACUAACCAAAGCACUCGCCACAGAACUUGUGCACGAUAACAUAAGAGUGAAUUGCGUUGCCCCGGGAAUAGUUGCCACGAAAUUUGCAUCUUUUUUAACUGAAUCGGAAUCGGCUCAAGAACGUGCUUUAGAGACUGUGCCUAUGAAGAGAUUUGGAAAACCUCAAGAGAUAGCGGGUACUGUAGCAUUCGUGGUAUCUGAAGACGCUAGUUACAUGACAGGUGAAACAAUAGUUGUAGCCGGUGGCUCUCAGGCGCAUUUGUAGCAUUAAUUUUCUUUUAAUGAAAGAAUAAACUUUUAUGAUAAGCCAGAUGAAGUAUUUAAUAUUAUAUUAUGGGUUAUAAUGUUGUUAUUUUUUAUGUAAUAUAUAAGUAAUGAUGUAUAGAAAUUUAUAUAUUAAUAAAAAAUGGAAUAAUUGUAAUAGCCGUUUCAAUUACACGUCUUCCUCAUAAAUUGAGUUUACAAGAUGCUUGGGUUCAAAUACUGGAU